This is a messenger RNA of Ostrinia nubilalis (European corn borer), 9575 nucleotides long. It is a transcript of the gene msi, whose product is annotated as RNA-binding protein Musashi homolog 2. The transcript is spliced from 4 exons. The record is from RefSeq and is a predicted model, not a curated record. Gene Ontology annotation, biological process: regulation of translation. Gene Ontology annotation, molecular function: mRNA binding. Gene Ontology annotation, cellular component: cytoplasm. Lineage: Eukaryota; Metazoa; Arthropoda; Insecta; Lepidoptera; Crambidae. The coding region runs from base 53 to 1174 and encodes 373 amino acids.
GCCAGUCAACGCGGACGGUGCACGAUGCGCGCGCGGUGAAAAAACAAUCACGAUGUUGUUCGAGAGCCCCAAUGCCAAGCUGUUCCCUGCCUUCAACAUCCCGCCACCCGUCCGGCUCAGUGGUGCGCUGGGCGGCGUCGAGGUGUUGGACGGCGGGUUGGUGGGCGGCGAGCUGACCGCACAUGUCUUGAGCGCGCAGGCUGCCGCGCACGCCGCCGCCACCGCCGCCGCGGCCGCCCAUCAACAGCAGCAGAUGGCAGUGCAGCAAAUCAUUCUCCCGCCCACAGAAACGUCUCCGUCGUCCGGUCGGUCGACCCCGGUCAAUCCUGCAUCCGUAGCACCACCCACUGGUGCUUCAUCACCGUCUCCAAGCAAGCUCUUCGUGGGCGGGCUCAGUUGGCAGACCAGCUCCGACAAGCUGAGAGAAUACUUUGCGAUGUUCGGACCGGUGACCGAUGUCUUGAUUAUGAAGGAUCCGGUUACACAGCGUUCGCGCGGCUUCGGCUUCAUAACGUUCCAGGAGGCGUCGUCCGUCGACAAAGUGCUGGCUGUCCCUGUCCACACCCUGGACGGAAAACGCAUCGACCCCAAGCACGCGACGCCGAAAUCGGCCCCUCGCCCCGCCAAGACCAAGAAGAUAUUCGUCGGCGGCGUCGGACAAGACACUUCUGCCGAAGAAGUACGCGCGUACUUCUCCCAGUUUGGAUUAGUUGAAGAUGCGGUCAUGCUGAUGGAUCAGCAGACCAAACGCCACCGCGGCUUCGGCUUCGUCACUUUUCACUCUGAGGAGGCAGUGGAACGCGUUUGCGAUAUCCACUUCCACACGAUCAAGAAUAAGAAGGUGGAGUGCAAACGCGCUCAGCCGAAAGAGGCUGUAGCGGCUGCACCUUUAGCGCUCGGCAAGAGGCUGGUUCUACGGCCGGGCCGUGGCUUGGUGUAUGCCACUGGAGGCGUCGGCGCCGUGCCGGCCGUCGGCGCCGCUCACGCUUACAGGUACGCUCCCUACGCGCUGCCCACAGCCGCCGCCACAACCACCCUAGUGGCGCCACCGGCACCGGCGCCGGCGCCCGCUCUGCCGCAGUUCGGCGCCGCUUACUCUCUAGCCGGCGUCGACAUGUCCUCGUUCCAAGGCGUCGACUGGGGCGCCAUGUACGGACUCCCCAUGUACAUCUAAGCUCUCCGGCGCCACCCCGAAGGUUAAUAGGCCGCGCUGCGACUUUUUCUUUUCACGACAGUUCCUAUGUUUUACUUUAGGCUCGUCGGCUAUCAGUAUUGGCGUGUAGGCUAGCUCGGUCGCACGACCGUUUCAAAGAUGACGCAUUUUUUAUUUAAGGUGAUCUCAGAUAUAAUUUAGGAUGCGAGAGGAAGCAAUCUCCCACUGUCAUGGUUUAGUAGAUAGUGCACGAACGUUGGCAAUAUAUUCUUAACUAUUAUUUAUAUUGUAGCGACGAAUGUAUGAAUCUCAUUGCAGCUCUGUAUUUUUUAUUAUAAUAAGCGUAUUAUUAACGCGCUGCGACUCGUGACGUCAUGGUUUUAAUAGUGCCAUUUUGUUCAAAGAUGUUUCAAUUAGUUUUCGAUACACCCUACAAGCGAGCCGAUCUCGUGGUCAGUUACAUUUCAAAUAUGAUUUUUAUUCGAUGACGUUUAAUUAAGGACAGUUUGCUCAAAUUUAGUAUUGAAAUUCCUACCUUAAAUUGUGCCAAAUCGUCAUUUUUUGUAGGAUGUAUAAAAUAAUCUUCAAUUAAUAUUAGCUAUUUCGAUUUCACGAGCUUAUGUAAGAUGGCAAACGCAAUUUUACCGUAGAGCAAUAACGAGUUGUAGUAACUGGAACGUUUUACAAAAAAAUGACGUGAACAUCGAGAAAAUGCUAAAAAUAGGCGUCUUUCGUGCUUUGUUGCGUUCAAAAACCGCGCUUUUGUGACCGUACAUGACAUUUCGUCAUAAUGACGCGCAACGUUGACGAAAAUGACGCCUCACCGUCAUAAUGACGCCCAUCACGUCACGGGGCGUAGCGCGCCUCACAGCUCACGUACUCUCACAUACAUAUCUAACUGAGUAAGCAAUUCAUAUACAUAAUAUGUAUGACUUAUUUACGUAGAUAUAUUUAUAGUGUGGGCCGAGAAUGUUGCAGUGGCAUUUAAAUAUACGAAAUAUAUUAUAAUAUAAUAUAUUAUUUACAGCAGAUUUACGUAUAUUUGCGCUUUAAAAGGUCAGAGAAGAGUUUUAUUUUUAUUGUUUGAUUGUUUGAUUAUAUUUAAAUAUUAAUAUGUAUUGGCAACUUUUCGGUUAAUAUUUCCUUGAAACAGUUGUCUCUAUUUAUAGAUAUUUAUUAUUUUUAGCUAUUUAAUAGUUAUAAUUUAUCAACAUAGCUUAAUUAAAAACCAUCAGUCAAACCUGAUGUCUCGCAAUAAUAUUAUGUAAUAGACAGAUACAUGCAAUAUAAGUCAUAAAUCAAACUACUUCCACUUUAAGUGCCACUGCAUCGUCUCAGCUAUAAGUAAUUAGUAUUAUAAUUAGUGUAGCUGAUACCAGGGAAUGCGAUAUGCAACUAACACCGCAGCGUGUCAAAUGACAAUAAGCUAUAUAUAAGCUGUAGACAGCCUGCCUUUGCCUGCGUUCCGUCGCCGAACCACCCUGGUCGUGGGUUAUAAUGACAACUAUAGUUUAACCGCUGGAUUGUGCCAAUCGAAAUCUUGCCAGACCACCGCGUUGGGCGCCAUCUUUCAAGCCACCACCGCGUUGGGCGCCAUUUUAGUCGGCAUUUUACGUUUGAACGUGUAUGCUUAAAAAUUAUUCGGAAGCAAAACUGUAACUUAUCAUUCAAGAAAUAGUCUUGCCAUCCCACCUAGUGAGGUGCCAUUUUAGUAAGCAGAAAGUCUUAAAACAAUUUAUGACCUUAGGCUUCUUAUAGACGCAUUACAGCUGCAUUAGAACUGCCAAAGCUGCAAAAUUGGUAGUUUGGUGUUGUUUGAAACAAUAGUUACGACUGCACGUUUGUAAUUGCUUCAAGAGAAAUUCAACUUCAAUAAAACUGUAAUAACUAACGCAAAAAUAUACAGUUAGCACUUUCAAUACAAUAACGCCAACUGCAUCCAAACUGAAAUUCUGCAGUUAGGAGUCCUAAAGCAGUCUGUAAUAAGUCUCUUACCCAGUGUCAAGUGAAAAACGUGACCAUAAAGUAACUACUGAUGAAAAUUUAUCAAAUAUUAGCUUGCUUUGGUUUUUAUAGUAUACAAGGCAAUGUAAACGCUAGUGGGACAUUAUACUUAAUAAUCUCAAACUCUCAAUUACAAAACGUACUUAAAAGUUACUUAAAAAUAUAUUUUACGUGAAAAAUCAUAGACAAAAAACAUUAGACCUCUAAAAGGAAUUGGUCAAAAUCAAAAUUCUAAAAACACCAAAAAUGUGUGCAAUUUAUUCUAACAUUUAUAAAUGUCUUAUUUAAUAUGUUUCUAUCCAUGCCAAAAAACUGCUUUGUACUUUUUAAAAAACGUGACAUUAAUCCACCUAACUAUCUUACAUACAUGUUUAAAAGGUAGAUUAACUUUAUACGAUUUACAUUUAAAAUAACCGUUUCGUGUUUCAACUGUUUUUGGCUUUGACCAAUUUCAAUUCCGUUAUUUUUAAAUCAAAAAGAACUCGGAGCAGUCCCAUUGGCCGUAGUACUUAAUUUAUAGUAUUAAUCGACGAAAGCAAUAUAAAUCUUCUAUCCUGUGAUUAGAAAAGUAUUAUUAACUAUAUAAAAGACAAACAAAUAUAUGGUUGUGUUCGUGCAAUUCCUAGUUGUAAGUCGAAAUUCUCAAGGACAUGGUCCCUUAAAAUUCAAGUACUUAAAAUUUAGUGAGAUCAUUUUCUAAUUCUGUAUUAAUAGAUAGGUUUUGGUAAUAUAUUGUUAGCGAAAAUUAGCAAGUCUGCUCAAUAUUGGAGGUCUAUCAUAAGUAUGGCGCGGCGACGCAGGCAAAGUCGGGCAACAGUGUAGAGUGCAUGCGGUAGCUUGGAUGGCCAGAGCCCUCCGCCGGUUCACCACCGUAUCCUUGGCACGUGGAAAUUCCUUCUCAGUGUUUUAUUUUGUUUUUUUGCUAAAUGCAAAUAUAUUUUAUCAGAUUUUUUUUCUUGAAAAACUCGACAGCCUCAGGUGACAAUUGAAUCAAAGUUCUUGGUGACUUUUCUUACUUUCUUUUCUACCUGUUUGGUGACUCAGUGGUUAGAGCAACCGCUCAGCAAGGGAUUGGAACUCAAGAUCUUUCGCUUGCGUUGCCGGGACAGCUGUAACCGUUGAGCUACUGAGAUAUUGGUUAACCUGAUUGGUAGCUCAGUGGUCAGAGCUGAUGCUCAGCAUGCGAAAGAUCGUGAUUUAAACUCAAGGCAGUAGAUUUUUUCAAAUAAAAAUGUCUCCAGUUGACACCUGCCAUGGUGAUUAAUUUAAAAAUAGAUAGUAUAAUUUUCCGGAAAUUUUCAAGGGAUAUAAUUGUGAAGUAAGAAUUUGUUCCUACUUAUUAUUUUUAAUAUCUCAAUAUUGUUCGUUUUUGGAAUUUUUUUAUAUUUCAUGGCAUUAUUUUAAAUUUGAACUUCCAAAAAAGUUACAAUACGUUUUUUAUUAUCCAAGACAGGCAGUUUUUGUCAAUUUUCUUCUUAUCCAGUGACUAUGAAUCUCGUUGCAAUUAUUUUUUUGUUUUUAUUUUGUAUAUAUUUCCACGCGCCAAGGCUACCGAGUGCUAUAUCACAUGUAUACACAUACCUGCCCUUAUCAUAGCAGUAUUCUUAGCAUAAGUAGGCUAGACCUCUUGAGAUUAUUUCGCGGGCGGGGCGAUUCUGCAUCGAAUUUGUACCUUAUUUUUAUCACGGCAGCUGCUUUUAUUUAUUUAUGUUUCUAUGUUUGUUUUAACCCAAGCGGUUGUGUGUCAUUGAUUCGUAGAAGAGUGUUUAUUAGAUAUUUAUUUAUAUUUUCAAAUUCGAUCCCGGAACCGAUCCGCCCGCCGCUCAUUAAAUUAAAACACCUUUUGUACAUUAGCAUUUUUUCCCCUGAAAUUUUCAGUAUUAGAUGGUUGAUAAUAUUAUUGUGAUGUCUGACUAGUAACCCUCCGCGACGACCGCUUGGUGUCUUGCCAAAUAUUAGAUGGAGCGGCGUCCUUAGUAUUGUACUUAAUUUCCUUCGUAAUUUAUAUGAUUUCACGCGAUAUUUCACGUUGAUGACAGUCGCAGUGAAGUAUCGGAUGAAAUGGAAAGUAUAUUUUUUAUUUUAUUUUUUCUAAACACCCCUGUACUUGUUACGUUGGUAACUUGGUUUCGCUGUCGCUCGUCGCCACUUGCUCUCACGAGCGCGGCCGCCGAGCGACGGCAGUAGGCUAGCUGUAGAUUGUAUUUAGCUGAACUAGUUGGCCCGUACAUAACUGUAAUGGAGCACUUAGACGUACCCAUUUGUGUCAUUACAUGAUUAUUAUUAGAAAAUACAAAAUUGUGUGUUUUAUUUCGUAGUUUAAAUGCGUGGGGUAGAUCUUUUGCUGGGUUGCGGUUUUAAGGAGCGUCCACAGUGUAUAUAUUUGUAUAUAACGAGUGUGAUUGGUUACAUUGCUAUUUAUUAAUAACAAAACGUCAAUAUCUAACAAUGGCGCUUUGUAUAUUUGUUGUAUAUUAAAUAUGUUACACUCCGGACUCUCCUUUACACUUUGAAUGCACGUUUUUUCCGUUUUUGAGUAGAUUUGAGUGUGAUAUUUUGGAACUGCGAAAAUAUUUGCCCCACGGCGCGGUACCUAUUCUCUUGGGGUAACAAUGGGGAGACCACCAGAUCGGUAAGUCUGCGACUCCGACGCAUGCAUGGGUGUAUCCGGUUUACGGUAUUUUGUCGCAUCAUCAUUUCGCUACUGGGGCAGUAUUAGCAAGCUGUAGUCGUCGAUACAACAAAAUUGCAUGGAAGUAUAUUGAGAUUUCAUGUACUUGUGGUUUUUUAAGUUUUUCACAUUGACUAAUUAUUUAAUUUUGUUCCUAUUGUUAUUCAAUUACAGUAUGUCAGUAAUUUCAUGCUAUUCAUUUGUUUAUUGUAGACUACACUUGGUAUUAUACACGGGUAGAAACAGAUCAUCGUAUUUAUUCUUCCUGGAUACACCCAUGACGGCAUGUAAUGUAUAUUUUAGAUUAGAAGCGCGUCUUGUACUAACCUCUUCAACUUCGGCAUGGUUGGCAUGACUUGAACACAGAUUCUUCCAUUUGAUAACUUCACUGUCAAUUUCCAAAAGGCAAUUGCCGCACGUUGGUUGUGAAACGUGCUAUUAAGGCUCGCCUUUUGACGUGUAUGUGAUAGAAUGAGACAGCGCCAUACGAGUGAAAACGACGAAGGUAUAGUCGACAACCCCAACUAGUCACAUUCGCUUAGCUGCGUCCCGUUCUAAUCCAGUACUGUCAAAAGGGACGCCGAUGAUGUAGUCACGUAGUUUAGGCCGAGUAGUGCUUCGCUUGGCCCUCGGUGGGUCACUCAAGUCUUCCUGGAGGUCUGUCCAGCAACUUGAGUGCAUCUGAAACAUCAAAAGAACAUACUUGAAUGUUGAUCUUAGAAAUGCCUUCUGUCAUAACGAAGUUAUACUUAGUUUCGCUCUAUUCACUAAAUUUCAAGCUUAAAGUUGGAUGGCAGCUGCCAGUAAACAUCCUAUGGGAUACAAACCAGGGAACAAUGACUAACCAACCUUUAUGUACCUUCCGUGACAUUCUUCAAAUAAUUCCAUGGCUAUAUCGAUGAUAUCAUCAUAAAAUUAGUCUAGCUCUUGCACCACACGAGUUGCUCGUCAGACCCACCGGUAUCGUGAAGAGAAUUCUUUUGCCAAAUUCAGGCCAAAAAUUAGCCAAAAUUAUCCAAUUGUUUGCUCAAUUUCUCAUGCUGUACAAAAUCGCGGCCACACGUAGAAGGAUGUAGUAUCGGGAGAUGAAUUAAGAUGUAACAAAACAUGGAAGAGACGUAUGACUAAUGCCUUUAAAUUGUAUAACACUGAAAACAAAAAUGCGUUUUUAAUAUCCGGUAAGUUUGUACCUGAAUCUAUUUGUGUGACAUACGUCUGUCUCUUCGUAUCUACUCAUGGCUUUGUAAACCAUAAUGCGCGGCCUAAAUACUCUUUUGCAUUAUACAUAGAUAUCUUGAACAGUUUUAAUUCAUCUCGAUUAGGACAUAGAUAAUGGAUGCGACGUCUCGACAAGAUGGCGGCCGUAAUGGCGGGAAACAAUGGCUGCGAUGUAUUUUCGGUAUAGUUUCGCCAGACUCGCCUGUUCCACGCCACGUAGCUUAAGAGUGAGACAAUAAUCCGAGGACUAUGCCAACGGACGCUUUUAAAACUUUGAACGAUAAUUCGUUGCCAUAAACAUUCCUCUCUAGUCAUUUUUAGUUAGUCUAUGGAACCAUUCAACGUUGAGUGAGAUACAGCCACAGCGACCCGACUUGCGGCUUUUAUACCAAGCUAAUUGGUAAUGUAAGUCAAAAUUUAAAGUUAAUCUUAUAUUAAAUUUCUAGGUUAUAAGUGCGUUCGCUGGUCUGAUCUCUGUGGCUACUUAACUAGCGGGAAAACUACAGAGUCUAAUCUUGCUCAAUACUUACUCUUCGAGUAGACGUAGAUGGUUUUUAUCUGAUAAAGCUUCGCAGUAGUAAUGUGCCAUAAACGCAAUAGCACGCUCCAGAUGUGCUUCGAAUCCAGACAAUCUGGACCAAAUGUAAACAACAUUUAAAUAUAUUCUUAAAUUAAGGUCAAUAAUAUAUACAUGGAUUGAAUAUACAAUUUUUGGAUUGGUAUAAUAUAAAAUAUGUUAAACAAGUAAUAAUAUGUUGUGUGUUUUAAUGUAUGGCGAUGCUAGAGUAGCAGUGUAGCGUAGAGAUUUUGAGGUUUUACAUAUUAUAAUAAUGAUAUAAGUAAAUAACCGAAAGCAAUAAAUAACUUAUAAUAUAACAGCACGCGCGCGCUGCCCGAUGUGAACGCAAAAUAUUAUAGGCACUAAUGGACGACAAUGAGCAUCGAUUGCCUCAGCAAUAAAAGCUUUUCUCCUUCUAAUAAAAAAAAACCAUGGACAAUUAAAAUAAUUAUGUAGUCCAAAGGGUGAAGUUUCUGGCCUCUAUUAGCCUAUAGUCACGCUAGGCUUGUAGGUAGAUACAUACAUCUGCUAGUUCAGUGUAAUAACUACCCUCAAAAUAAUGACGAUAAAUUAAUAAUCUAACGCUUCAUACAAUCCAAAUAGUAUGGAACAGUUCAUCUACCCGGUGAAAGGAAUAAGCAACAUUGGGAUAUACACAACGAAUCUUCUGGUACAAUAUAAUACUUUGUAGAAAUUGGUUUUCGAUGCUCAUGCUUCUGUCUAACUGUAAGCUAAGCUAGAAGUUUGUAUCGUUAUUUCUUAUGGGGCUAAAGGAAACUAAACAAAAUUAGCUAUGUUAAUUAAAGAUCGUUGGUGGUAUCUAAACAGAGAGUUAAGAAAAUGGAAAAUAUGAUUAGGAUUACCUACCGUGGAGAGAUGAUUAAAUGGUUAUAGCUUAGAAGACAUUCAAAAUAAAGUCCCCAAAGAAAUAAUGAACACAAUUUGGUAACGUUAACAUAAGGAAUUGCACAUGCUAAGGGAACGGCAGCGCGCGCCAUUCUUAGAUUUACUGAUAUACACACUUGCAUACAAUAUAAAUAUUACAAUAUUUUUGUAUAAAUAGGAUUGGUGUACUCAGUAGCGAGGUAUUUGUACUUUAAAAGUUAUUAAUCGUGAUAAAUACGAACACUUGUUAAAUAUAAGUGAGAGUUUGUGAUUUUAAUCUCUUAGCGUAGGGCGUUUGCGCGCCACGUGCUUGAGGGCGUGCGGCCAUGUUUCUUUUUUGACAGUUGACGAAAUAUGGCGGCACAUCGAGUAAUCAUGACUUUGCAGUGCGAUUUCAAAGUCGAAAACUUGGAGAUCGUCGAUUUAAUGCUGUAUUUUUAUUGUUGCAAAUGUAUAACACCGCAGAGUCAUCCUGAGGCAGUAUUUAAACAUUCCUUUAAGUAUAUUUUGGUCGUAUUCGAUUAAUUGCAUUUUAUUUAUUGUAUGUAGUUAUCCUAUUUAUCGAUUAUUAUAGAUUCAUAGAUAGAGAUUUUAGUGAUGGGCUGUUUUUAUUUUAUUACUCAUUCACAGACUGCUAUAGAAAAUGUGCAAUAUUUAAUGAAUUCUAUAUGUAUAUUUUUUAAUACCCGUAGAUUGGGUUGGGGAUUGGUAGCCGUAGAUGCCCGUAACAACAUGUAUUACCCCGGCAUAGACACGUUCGACUAAACACUUGCAUCUGAGUCUAUGUGACGGGAGUCGCUCUGUAUACCCUGGCUUAUGUUGUGAUGAAGUAUCAUAAUAUUGAAUGUUUUGUAAAAACGAUACAAUACAUGUAGAAUUUGUAUUUGUUUAGCCUUUUUUGAGUAAAAAUAUGCUGUUGUAUAUUAUUAUUUUUUAUUCAAAAAGGGUAUUUAGUAAAUAGGAGGCGACUCCUAGCGCCCUCUAGCUAGCGGACGCAGUAGUGCGCAACGCGCGCUCCAACGCCAUUAAAUUAACUAUGGUUCAUCCUUCACUUAGAAAGUUAGAAAUAAAUGGUGACAAACACA